Molecule: messenger RNA, 944 nt
Organism: Aspergillus japonicus CBS 114.51
Lineage: Eukaryota; Fungi; Ascomycota; Eurotiomycetes; Eurotiales; Aspergillaceae
Exons: 2
Coding region: 116-841 (241 amino acids)
Source: RefSeq, a predicted model, not a curated record
AGCGACAUCAUAUCUACCCCCCACCUCACCACCUCUUCUCCGGUCUCUCCCAAAACACAAAAAACAACCCACUACCGAGUAAAAAUUGCAUCAUUCCCCCGGGAAGCAAUCCAACAUGGCCUCCGAAAUCUCCUUCGCCAAAGCCUUCCUCUCCGCCCUGGACAGCCGACCCAUCAAGCUCCGAGCCGACUAUGUCCACGACGACCCCAACGCCCGCAUACCACACCUCCUCCCCCGCCUCCAACCGCCACGCCCAACAAUGCCCAAGAAAACCCCCAACGCCGCCGCCGCCGCCCCGGGCUCCUCGAAAUCCAUCACCGUCGUCCUCAAGUCCGCCCGCAACCCGGCGCUGGAACUCACCCUGCCCAAUCUUCCGCUCUCCACGACGACCGUGACCGACCUGAAGGACGCGGUGCGGGCGCGGGUCGUCGACGCCACCGACGCAAAGCCCGCGCUCGAGAAGAUCAAGAUCCUCCACCGGAAGAAGCCCGUCACGGGGAAUAGGACGCUGGCGGAGAUGUUGAGCGAGGAGCCGGUGUUGCUGGCGGGCGGGAAGGAGGUCGAGGUUGCGGUGAUGGUGCUGGGGGGUGGGCGGGUUGUUCCAGCUGAGGGUGAGGGUGAAGCGGAAGGUGAAGGUUCAGGUGUGGGGGUGAAGGAGGAGGAGACACCAGCCGAGCCGGUCGUUAAGCCGGCGGUCGGGCCGAGUGGGGAGGAGGUGGUCAAGACGGAGGCGUUCUGGGAGGAUUUGCAGGGGUUCUUGGAGCAGAGGGUCAAGGAUGCGGAGGAGGCGAGGCGGUUGAGGGGGCUGUUCAGAGAGGCGUGGGAGGGCGGGAGGAAGUGAGGGUUUCUCUCAUGCUGGGGUCCGAAAGACGGGUAAUUGAUACCCUUGUUCAUAUUAUAUCUAAUGCUGGGAGAGAUGAAUAUCAAAUCUUCUUUCUUGUGUA